Symbiodinium necroappetens is the source of this 1596-nucleotide messenger RNA. The record is from the annotation of a GenBank genome assembly. NCBI's taxonomy places the organism in Eukaryota, Dinophyceae, Suessiales, Symbiodiniaceae.
AUGGCAUACAAAAUUCGUCCUUUGCCUUCCCUCCAGCAUGGUGUACUCUCUCCCGAAGUUUGUGCCAAGGCAUUCUUUUCGACAACGACCGGCGACACGCUGAGGAACCAUUUCGAGGAGCCAACAGAUGCCAUGAUGGCAAGGAGUUCGUCCUUCCAGUCUAUCUUGCAGCCCACCAGAUAUCAACCUUCGGGGGUUGACAGUGGCAUGAGGCGCUCGAUGUGUACAUACCACUCACAUUUCAUCCAGCGCUCUCUGGAUGCCUGGGGCCCCACCAAUGAGCUGCGUGAGCUCUACAAGCAACAAGCACGUGGGGCAGGAGCCAAUGCCCCGAAGCCUCCCUUGAGCUCGGUCACCACGACCCGUUCCUCCUAUCCUGCCUAUGAUCCCGAAGCGGCCAGCGCAGUGGCGGUCAAGAACCGGAAGCCAAGCGUGGCCGUCCAUGUGGACCCGGGAGCCAAAUUCAUGGAACACCAGUCCGUGCUGCAUCGCGACUUCUCCCGAUUCGAUCGACAGCAGCUGAGGAGGUGCCAGAUGCAAGCCGCGCCGCCACCCCGCGAGGCGAAGCUGGCCCCGCCCCUGUGCCCAGACCAAGCCAGCCGCUUCGAAGGUCUGACCCAAUACCAGCGAGAUUACGCGAGGACGAAGGGAUCCAACAAACUGGGCCCUUUCAGCGACUUCCUAGACCCACGCGUUGGAGCUCUCGCAGGCAGCCAGCUUGAAGAUUCAAGCGAUGGCGACGUGGAGCCUGGCGCAGCACCCCUUGCACCCCCUCUGCCACAAAGUCGUGCGGUCAACGGCUUCGCUCAGAGGGCCGGACACGCGAAGCAAGGAACAGAGAGUCACUGCGUGAUUGACCGGAUAGAGGCCCUCGAGGCGGCCAUGGAAUCAUUGCGAAAACAGCAGGCUGCCAUGGAGCAGAGACACGAAGAGGGCGAGAGCAUUCGUCGCGGUCAGUUUGACUGCUUGUCGCAGCGCGUCUUCGAGGCAGAGAAGUCGCAGCGGCAGGUGCAGGAACGAACUGAUGACGCAAUCGAAAAGGCGCAGGCUGCCUUUCAGAAGACAGCAUCGGAUAUGGAGCAAGAGCGCUCCAACCUGAUGUGUGUGAUCAACCAGGUGAACCAGAACUUCGAGCACCUGUCGCGGGAGAUGUCGCAGCUCAUGGAUGUCGUGAGCAGAGGACAACAGGAGCUGCUUCACGUGCAGCAGGAGGUGGUCGAUCUGCGGGAGCACAAGGGCAACAUGGAUACCGAGAUGUCCGUCUGUGUCCAGAAGUUCGACCGCAAGCUUGAGGAGCUGCAAGCUCAUCACCGGUUGGAGGCGAGCCAAUUCCAGCACUGCAUCAACAUGCAGAUCCUGGAGAUCCAGCGCCAGCUGCGGCCCUGGCCUCAGAGACAAGUUUCGGCGUUGUCAUGGGCCGGGCAACGCUUGUGCAUCCCGAUUUUGCUUUUCCUUCGGGGGGCCAAGUUUCCUUCAUGCUCCGAUCAGUUUUGCGGUUGCGGGUCGUCACAGCCUCCGUACCGCAUUUUUUGCCCAUCCUGGCUGCUGAAUCUUUGCCCAAGCGUCUCGCCUCUGGCAUUGGUGGACACGCGAUAA